UUCCACGCUUCCCCCUGUUAACGGCGGAGAAGCAUACCAUUUACUUUUUCUUUUCGGCGAGUAAAAACAGGGGGGGUCUCGAUGACAAGGUAGCCACUGAGCAAAUGGUUGCUUCAAUUAUUGGAAUCAGCGAAGACCCAUCUUUGAUCUCCAAUUCCCUGUUCAUAAAUCCCUUCAAAAUCUUUCCUUUCCAAUCCAAUUUUUUCAACUAUAAGAAUCUCCUCAAGAGAGAAUCAAAGCAUUCCCUUUCAAUGGGCUCCUACGGCCAACAAGUGGUUGUAAUCACAGGAUGCAGCCAGGGAGGCAUAGGCCAUGCACUGGCGAAGGAGUUUGCAGCCAACAAUUGUCUAGUUGUGGCCACAAGCAGGUCUGUGGACUCCAUGAGAGACCUUGAACAAGACCAUAGAUUCUAUCUCCAAGAACUGGAUGUAUUGUCAGAGGAGAAUAUCCAGCAUGUAAUGUCAAAUGUUCUUGAGAAGUUUGGGAGAGUUGAUAUUUUGGUUAACAAUUCUGGGAUUCAAUGCGUUGCCCCUCUUGCUGAAGUCCCUUUAUCUGCUGUGCAUAAAACAUUCGACACUAAUCUCUAUGGUCCCUUAAGGCUUAUUCAAGCUGCUGUUCCUCACAUGGCAUCUAGGAGAAAGGGAAAAAUCGUUAAUGUUGGAAGUGUAACUGUCAUGGCUCCUACCCCUUGGGCUGGUGUUUACACUGCAACCAAAUCCGCUCUUCAUUCACUGUCAGACACCUUAAGGUUGGAACUGAAGCCUUUAGGGAUAGAUGUGAUAAAUGUAGUUCCAGGAGCAAUUCAAUCAAACAUAGGAAAUUCUGCUGUAGCCAGCUACAACCAGAUGCCAGAAUGGAAAUUAUACAAGCCAUUUGAAGCAGCUAUAAGGGAGAGAGCAUAUUUUUCACAAAGAAACAAGUCCACACCUACAGAUGAGUUUGCAAAGAAUACUGUUUCUGCCAUACUGAAGAAAAAUCCACCUGCAUGGUUCUCAACAGGUCGCUACUCCACCAUUAUGUCCAUCAUGUACCAUCUCCCGAUUUGCAUCAAGGAUUUCAUCAUCAGGAAAGUAUUUAUGUCUUGAGCCCUACAGCUUUAGAUGCUCAUCUUUUGCAUGUGUGAGCUUUUUUAAGACAUAGAACAGGUAUGGUAUGUCCGAGUUUGCUUUACGCAUAAGUAUCCUAAAGUUGCUUAUAUUCAGAGAACUAUCAUGUCAUUUAUUUUUUUCACCUUAACAAGCCCUUUGCGUUUAGUUCAAAGCACCAGUCAUUGAGCUAAUAGAGACAUGUUUUCUCUGGUGCAUAGAAAAGGCUCUGUAUUUGAAAUUGAACCCUUGAUAUAUGAUAUAGUAAGAUCUAGACCGCCGGGUUAUUGGCAUCA
Messenger RNA from Manihot esculenta (cassava), 1381 nucleotides. Its product is annotated as short-chain dehydrogenase RED1. Gene Ontology annotation, cellular component: endoplasmic reticulum. Gene Ontology annotation, molecular function: oxidoreductase activity. Lineage: Eukaryota; Viridiplantae; Streptophyta; Magnoliopsida; Malpighiales; Euphorbiaceae. The record is from RefSeq and is a predicted model, not a curated record. The transcript has 3 exons. The coding region runs from base 105 to 1085 and encodes 326 amino acids.